UUAUUGGCUGUCACAUAUGCAUUUAACACGUGGUGGUAAAACGUUCACAACCGACAAUUGAGUAAAUGUAUUUAACUUUCGCCUUUUCUUGCUCUCCGCUCGGUAUUUGGAUCGUCAGUUGGACAAUGGAACUAAAGACUAAAACAAGACCCAGAAAAUCCGUCCUUGAUAUUUUCUGCCAGUAUCUCCAUCAAAGAUCAGACAUCUUUUAAUCAUCAGAAUUUUUUAAAUUCAAAUAAUCAAUCAAUUGGACUAAUUGCUGAUAAGUUAAUCGUGAUUACAAAUGUCUUUUGUCUUACAAAAUAAUUUUUUUUUUAGCUGUCAAAUAAAACAAAGGCCGUUUUAAUUGUUUGCUAUUUUUCUCUGGUUAUUAAAAAUAAAAAAAAAUAUAAAAUAAAAAUGAAUAAGAACAAAUAAUUGGUAAUAAUGUGAAAAAGUAACGGUGUGUGUCAAUGACCGUAAGUUAAUACUCAAGACGAUGGGCUUCGUGCCAAUAUCUGCAGAGUUUAAUCCGUACAUUGUGUACCAGCAAGUAGAAAGUCCAAGUUGAUAACAACUGUGUUAAAUUAAAAGUGGGGUAGUAUAAAAUGACUUUGGAAAAUUUUAAAUUAAAUCAUCUUCACUAAGUAAUCGCGAUUGUUUAUAAUUAUUAAUUUUUUAUAAACUCCAAGAUUAUUAUUAAUUAUAAAAUUUAUAUUAUUGCUGCUGUGAUUACUACAUUGACACUCAAUACUCAUGUUUAUUUUGCGCCAAUACACGCUAAUAAUUUAUAAUAUGACAGUCUUUCUUCACAAUUGACUGAGCUCAGUGAUGUGAAACGUGUCUUGUCUUAAUCAUAUUCUAUAUAUGUAUUUAAAUGUAAUUUUUAAAUAAACAUUAAAAAAACUACAUACUCAGCUCCAUUUAAAUUCUGAUUAAAAAAAAAAAUGUUUGUAUAAAAUUUGUCAGUUGAAAUUACUAGUGCGAGUUUUUUUAAAAUUAUUAAUUAAAUAGAUCAGAAUAAUGACUGGAAUAAUUGAAAUUUUUAUUUUCUGUGGUGUUCUUUACUACCUUUACAACUUGAGAGGCAGUAAUAUGCUGGAUGUUUUAUCAACGCGCAUUCAAGAAGUUUAUGCCAAGUGGGAGUCCAGGACAGAUGUAAUUCGUGAUACUGAAGAUAAUGGCCAGCGUCUUUCUCUCGAUGGACUACGUCGUGCUGGGCAACAAAGUCAGCGAAGGCGGAUCCAAAACCGCGAGCAAAUAAGAAAAUUGCGCGAAGGCGCACUUUUUAAAAUAAAGGAAACAGAACUUUUUGUACCACCUGUACCUAAAAUCACAUCAUUUCUUUAUCAGUGCUGUCAAACCUGUACUCCUACAUCAAGGGGUACUUUUGCCAGUGAAGCUACGAAACAACAUCAGUCUCUUGGAAGAAAUAUUUUAUUGGUCGAACCUUGCGGAAAUAUAUUUUCUAAAAUUUUUUACCACUUUUCUUUUAUUAGCAAUGUCAAAAAAUAUGACUAUCCUCGAGUUACGCACACAGUUUUGAAUGACGAGAGAUUAAAGGAGGCAAUAAAAUUAACAGCUAUAGAAAGUUCAAAAAAUGAUAACAUAUCUGAGGAAGAAGCAAUGGCACGUGCAGAGACACGCGCUAAGACAAUAUUGUCACGAAUGGAGAGUACAAUGAGUCACAAUUUACUCCGGCUGACCGGCUGGAUACUGUUCAAGUUGCUUCCAUUAUUUAUGAAGGCUGUGAUAGUCCAGGACUCUCAGGUAGAGAUGGUCCAGAAGGCCAACAACAGAGGAGUACCGCUGAUAUUUCUUCCGCUUCAUCGCAGUCAUCUUGACUACAUCGUCAUCAGCUUCGUUCUUCUUUGCAACGACGUGCGAAAUUCAUUAAUUGCUGCUGGAGAUAAUCUGCGAAUUCCGAUAUUCGGUAAACUCUUGAGCGGCUUGGGUGCGUUUUACAUAAAAAGACGAAUAGAUCCAGUCCAAGGUCGCAAAGACAUGUUGUAUCGCGCGACACUGCACACAUAUGUGAUGGAAAGUUUACGCGCCGGUCAUAACAUCGAAUUCUUUAUCGAAGGCGGCAGAACAAGAACUGGGAAACCUUGUAUGCCUAAAGGCGGAAUCCUGAGUAUAAUUAUCGACGCUUAUAUGGACGGUACUAUCGAAGACGCACUUCUAGUACCAGUGUCAUUGAAUUACGACCGUUUAGUGGACGGCAAUUUUAUCAGAGAACAACUCGGGCAGCCCAAGAAACCCGAAACUUUUGGGUCUGCGAUAAAAGCCAUUUGGUCAACACUGAGAGGAAGUUAUGGUCUGGUAAAAAUAGACAUCUGUGAGCCAUUUUCUUUGAGAGAGAUGAUCAAGUCUAUUGACAACCAACAGACUCGUGCACUGAUGUGCAGACCAGUGGAAAAUAAAUCAGAGAAAAAAAUUUUAAAAGCCACGAUGUCGACGUCGUCUCUUUAUGGUACGGAUGUUGUUGAUGAUGAGCACAGACUGCUGGUUGAUUGUCUUGCUCGUCAUGUAGUGUACGACUGCGCUCGAUCAACUCCGAUAAUGUCAACGAAUGUUGUCGCUUUUUUGCUUCUCAAUAAAUUCCGGGAAGGUUGUACUCUUGAUAAACUCGUCGAGGCAUUUGAUUCUCUUAAACAAGAGUUGGAAUGGACUAAUAAAGACAUUGCAUUUUGUGGUGAGACAAUUGAUGUCAUAAAUUAUGCAUUAGAAAUAUUGGGACCGGGUUUAGUUAAACAGGAACGCCAGGAAAUAAUUAAAACAUUGGAAGGAGAAUCGAAAAUAAUAAAAAAAGAAGUCGUAAUUUCUAUUCAGCCGGUGUCGAUGUUACCGAACGUCAUUGAGUUGGCGUAUUACAGCAAUUCAAUGAUGAUUCACUAUGUCAUGGACAGUAUUGUUAUCUCAGCAUUGUAUGCUGCAUUGAAAGAACAAAUAAAUGACCCACGUGCUAUCGCUGAGAAUAAAAUUUAUGUAUUCCAACAUGUCAUACUGGAAAAAGCAGUCAAACUCUGCGACAUCCUUAAACAAGAAUUUAUAUUUUGUAAACCAUGUCAGGAUUUAGAGUACGUUAUUAUCACGACUAUUGAAAAUUUAUCUUACUCUGGUAUUUUGUCGCUGUGCGAAGAGUCUUAUUUGGAGGAAGAACUCUGGAGUAGACGGUACGCUAAAAAUUUUGACAACAGCUCGGACGAAGAGUACGCGAAUAAAACUGCAGCUAAAAAGAUUCAGUACAAAUUAAAUCUGGAGGCUGAUUCUUCGGGUCGUAUGGAGUUUCUUCACACUAUUCUUAGGCCUAUUAUUGAUACGUACACAUUCAGUGCCUUUACAUUACGUAAACUCGUUGGUAGGACACUCGUUGAGAGGGAUUUAGUUCAAGAAGUUUUGAGAGAAAUUAAAAUGAAUAUUGAUAGAGAAAUUGUUUACUAUGGUGAAAGUUUGAGUGUUGAGCCGAUUAAAAAUUCAUUGAAAUUAUUUGAGAAGUGGCAAGUUCUCGAAUGUCAUCCGGAAGAAAAUGCUAAAAUUUACUACUUGCGCGACGAAUAUGACAAUGACGAGGCUGCUAAUCAGAUAUACGAGUCUAUUGAAGUUUUCAAGUGGACGAAACAAAGUUAAUUGACAACUCAAGACUUAAAAAAAAUAUAAAUAUAUAAAAA
Molecule: messenger RNA, 3650 nt
Organism: Microplitis mediator
Lineage: Eukaryota; Metazoa; Arthropoda; Insecta; Hymenoptera; Braconidae
Gene: mino
Product: glycerol-3-phosphate acyltransferase 1, mitochondrial
Exons: 6
Coding region: 1003-3609 (868 amino acids)
Cellular component (GO): mitochondrial membrane
Source: RefSeq, a predicted model, not a curated record